AACGCUCUCUUUCCAUAAACCCUAGAAGAAAAUGUUGGAGCUACGUCUCGUUCAGGGCUCUCUCUUGAAGAAGGUUCUUGAAUCCGUCAAGGAUCUCGUCAACGAUGCCAACUUCGACUGCUCCAGCACAGGCUUCUCCCUCCAAGCCAUGGACUCCAGCCACGUGGCGCUCGUCUCUCUCCUCCUCCGAUCCGAAGGCUUCGAGCACUACAGGUGCGACAGGAACCUCUCCAUGGGGAUGAAUCUCGGCAACAUGUCGAAGAUGCUCAAGUGUGCUGGAAACGAUGACAUCAUCACCAUCAAAGCUGAUGACGGUGGUGACACCGUCACCUUCAUGUUCGAGAGUCCCAAUCAAGACAAGAUUGCAGAUUUUGAGAUGAAGCUGAUGGAUAUAGACAGUGAGCAUUUGGGGAUACCUGAUGCUGAGUAUCAUUCCAUUGUGAGGAUGCCGUCUAGUGAGUUCUCAAGGAUUUGCAAAGAUCUCAGUACCAUUGGUGACACUGUUGUGAUCUCUGUGACUAAAGAAGGGGUUAAGUUUUCUACUGCUGGUGACAUUGGGACAGCUAACAUUGUGUUAAGACAGAACACAACUGUUGACAAGCCGGAAGAUGCAAUUGUGAUAGAGAUGAACGAGCCAGUGUCACUCUCAUUUGCCCUGAGGUACAUGAAUUCCUUCACAAAGGCAACCCCUUUGUCGGACACAGUAACAAUCAGCCUAUCCUCGGAGCUGCCAGUGGUGGUGGAGUAUAAGGUAGCUGAGAUGGGUUACAUUCGUUACUACUUGGCUCCUAAGAUUGAAGAAGAAGAGGAAGACAAGGCCUAAUACCCGUUUGUCCUGUAAUGUCCAAGAUUUCUUGAUGCUGUCAUUGUGUGUUUCCGUUGUAUGCACCCUCUAGAAUCAGUUGUUUUUUCUUAGACUUAUUAAGAUGCUUCAUGAUACCAAU
Molecule: messenger RNA, 944 nt
Organism: Eruca vesicaria subsp. sativa (arugula)
Lineage: Eukaryota; Viridiplantae; Streptophyta; Magnoliopsida; Brassicales; Brassicaceae
Source: the annotation of a GenBank genome assembly